UCGGCGCGACAACGAAACCGCAACUGCAGCAGCAGCAGCUCUCUCUGGCGUCGGCCCCGCUGCUCGCUCUAUGGCGGGCUUGAUUCCGCGCCUGCCCUGGCUGCUGCUGCUGCGGCGGCGGCGGAGCCUGCAGUGCGCCGCCUGGGCUCGAUCUCCCUUCGGCGCAGCCGCCUCCGCCUCCGCCGCCGCAGGAUGGGCCUCCGCCUCGCCGCACGCCGCAGGCAGGUGCAGAGAAGCGGCGAUAGCCACCUCGCUUGGCUCCCUCCGCCUUGCGCCCCGCGCCGCCGAAUCCUCCUGGGCAGCCGCGGCUGGGAGCCCGCAGAAGAAGCAGGGCGACGCCCCGGGAGCCGCGUUGGCCCCGACUGCCGGGCCCGGCAACGAAGUAUCGGACGCCAAGCGGCUCAUGGCCCUGGCGUACCCGGAGCGCUGGAGAUUGACAGCUGCUGUGGGCUUUCUGACAAUUUCCAGUGUCAUCACUAUGUCUGCCCCUUUUUUCCUGGGGAAGGUGAUUGAUGUCAUUUACACAAAUUCCACUGGUGACUUUGCUGACAACCUAACCAACCUCUGUGCCUUGCUAACUGGAAUAUUUCUGUGUGGUGCUGUUGCCAAUGCAAUCCGUGUCUACCUCAUGCAGACUGCAGGACAAAGAAUUGUAAAACGGCUGAGAGCCACGAUGUUUUCUUCUCUCAUGAAACAAGAAAUAGCCUUUUUUGACAAAACCAGCACUGGAGAGCUGAUUAAUCGCUUAUCUUCAGACACAGUUCUCUUGGGCCGUUCAGUCACUGAAAAUCUUUCUGAUGGACUAAGAGCAGGGGCUCAGGCCUCAGUGGCAGUUGGAAUGAUGUUUUUUGUCUCUCCCAGUCUUGCCACGUUUGUUCUUAGUGUGGUGCCACCUCUGGCUUUUGUAGCUGUGAUUUAUGGAAGGUAUUUACGAAAGCUGACUAGAAAGACACAGGAUUCCCUGGCACAAGCGACACAGUUAGCAGAAGAACGGAUUGGAAAUCUAAGAACAGUUCGAGCUUUUGGGCAAGAGUUAAAUGAGAUGAAGAAAUAUAGGGACAAGGUUGACUAUGUGCUCCACCUGGCCAAAAAGGAAGCAAUAGCUCGAGCAGGAUUCUUUGGAACAACUGGGCUAUCUGGGAAUUUGAUUGUGCUCUCUGUUCUGUACAAAGGAGGAUUACUGAUGGGCAGUGCCCACAUGACUAUUGGUGAACUGUCUUCCUUUCUAAUGUAUGCCUUCUGGGUUGGCGUAAGCAUUGGAGGUUUAAGCUCUUUCUAUUCUGAGCUAAUGAAAGGAUUAGGAGCAGGAGGACGUCUCUGGGAACUUAUUGAUCGAAAGCCAGAACUCCCAUUUAAUGAAGGAACAGUAUUAAACCAGGAAGCUUUCAAAGGUGCUCUGCAAUUCAGAAAUAUCCAGUUUGCAUAUCCAGCCCGCCCAGAAGCAUUCAUUUUUCAAGACUUUACCCUUCACAUCCCAGCCGGCUCUGUCAUGGCCUUGGUUGGCCCAAGUGGCUCUGGCAAAUCGACUGUGAUAUCCCUCUUGCUUAGGCUUUAUGAUCCAAUCUCAGGAAGUAUUACUGUUGACGGUGUUGAUAUUCGUCAGCUAAACCCACUCUGGUUUAGGAGUAAAAUUGGAACAGUAAGCCAGGAACCAAUUCUGUUCUCGUGCUCUAUUGCUGAAAAUAUUGCCUAUGGUGCAGAGGAUCCUUCUGCAGUGACUACUGAAGAAAUUGAGAGAGUUGCUGAGAUUGCAAAUGCUUCUAGUUUUAUCCAGAAUUUUCCAAAAGGAUUCGACACUUUAGUUGGGGAAAAAGGUGUUCUCCUUUCAGGUGGGCAGAAACAACGAAUUGCAAUUGCUCGAGCUCUUCUCAGGAAUCCCAAAAUACUUCUACUUGAUGAAGCAACAAGUGCAUUGGAUGCUGAAAACGAGUACCUUGUGCAAAAAGCAUUAGAUCGGCUCAUGGAAGGGAGAACUGUCCUCAUUAUUGCACACCGUCUGUCCACCAUUCAGAAUGCUAAUUCUGUUGCAGUCCUUGACCAAGGCAGAAUUAUUGAGUGUGGGAAGUAUGAAACACUGCUGGCAGACCCAAAUGGACUUUUCAGCAAACUAAUGAAGAAACAAGCUUUUAGCCACAAUACGGAAAGUUCUGCAUUAAGUGUAAAUUCUUAGUAUGAAAGAGUAUAAGGAAUUUUAAAUUAUGUUUCAGUUUACAUACAAUAAAUAUUUUAUAUAUGGAGAGAGAGAGAGAUACCAGUGUGUUUUAGAUAUUUCAAAACUUGGUUGUACUACACUUCUUGUGCAAAUAAUCAUAUUCUUGUGAAAAUGUCUAAUGCUGAAUGGUUCUCAGGCUGUAAAUAUUUUUCUGCUGAACUGAUGAAUGGAUGUAGUAUGGCAGGGGUGGUACAGAUUGUAAACUUAAAUUUUGACAAUACACUCUGUUUUUUUCCACAUUCAUGGAAUGCAAGUGAGGUGAUCGUCAUUCAUUUCACCUUAGCAUUCCAAAAGUCUUUUCUAGCACAUUAGACACUGCUCCAGCAAGUAAUCCAGGAGGCUACAGGGGGAAUGUGCAUGCAAUUUUAUUUUUCUUAUAAGGCCAUUUCACAAUAUUUUAUAAAACAUGACAAAAUACACUUUUUCAGAAUAUCCUCUGGCGCUAGGACUGCAGUUUUUCCACACCGACUAAUAAUAAGUGACCCCUGGGUCCAUUUUCUAUGUCAGUGAUCAUCCCCAUGCUUUGCAUUCCUGCCAAAGUGCAGUUGUACGUUUGGGGGCAGGGUUGCUUAGCUCAAUAUUUAACAGUAACUGUCAUUGCUACACUAAAAAUUCUUGGUUUACAAAAAUCAAAAGAACAAAACCCACCAUUCAGAUAUUGUGCAGAAAACAAACAAACAAAAAAAACCCCCUGUGCAAAGGUAGUUUGAAAAACAAAGUCUUUCUUCUAGCUGAAAGAGGUCCUUGGUACCUGAGCAGUUUCAGGCCCUCUUUGAGGAUGAGCAGGACUGAGGAUACAAUGAAGGUCACUAGUACAACUAGCCCUAAAGGACACUAGCAGAACUAGCUCAACAACUAUUGGGGGUAACUGGCAUAUCUGUCUCUAUACCCUUUUUCUUCUCCAGAAUACUGUGAACAGUAUUCCUGCAACAAAGCAGCUCAUUAUGAACUGGUGGAAUCUUCUCCAGUGCCUCCACCAUAGGCCAGCUGGUUUGGAGUUUUCUUCUCUAUUUGGAUUUUUGAGGAGUGUGUGGUUGGACACAUCUUGUCAUCAGUGUCAGUAGCCAGUUCUUAUUUUUGUCCCUGUUAAAUAGGGUGAUCCACAAAUUAGGAAAUAACCUACCCAGAUAAUGUUUGUGGAGGCCUCAUCAAAGGUAGGGGUUAAUCUGACCUGCUGAUACUUCCUUCUUGUCUGCGGUUGGGCAGUUUUGGCAACAGCUCUGCAAAACCAGGAGGACUUAGGAACUAGAAAGAAGUGAUUGCAUGUGCAGUAAAGUAUCUCCUACAGCAUAAUUUAGCACUAGACCUCUAUGUAUCUCAGUUGGUGUAACAUUGUGUGCUUUGUCAGAAAGAUGUGUGUAGUUGGAGCACAUUGCUAUCCCCCCUUUGAAUACACAAGUUCCCCAAACUACUGCAUGUAGCAUUCACUUGCAGUGGGUUGACCCCAGUGCCCCAGAUCCAAAUUGUUCAGCCUCAGGGCUGUGUCAUAAUAGUUCCAUCUACCUCCUGCCCAUGACCAGUAAUCUACCAUCAAAAUGGAAACAUUUAGUCAUAUUGGGAGAGUCUCACUAUGUAAUACUCUAAAUGAACACUAAAUGGUCAUAAAGUGGGAGUGGUGCAGUGAAGAUGUGACUGUAUUUCCACCCACAGUUACACAUAAAUCCAAAGAGAAGCAAAAGACCUCCUUUCACUCCAAUUAUUCCUAGUAUAUAACUUGUUAAUUUUAUUAUGUGUAAGGUUGCAAACCAAGCAGCUAAUGUUUCCCAAAACUGGCUUAUCUGCAUUUGGUGACAUGACAAAGUGGAGUAGCUUCUUCUCACAGGAGAUGCCUUGAAUGGUUAAACCUUUCCAAACAACCUGAGAUCGUAUCUCAUACUACUUCAUGGAAGUGGGGAAGCAGUGGGAUCAGAGACAUGCCAUUGCAUGAUUGGUAGGAGUAACAGUUUGAUCUUUUUCUCUAUAUUUGUUCUUUAGGCAAUUGUAUAUCUCUAGUCUGCAAAUAGUCAUAAACAUGCAGUAGUGCCAAUAGAACAGUGUAAAAACCUCAUACAAUGGCUUUGGACAAUUAACUGGAAAAGUAUUAUUCUUAGUGUUGCCUUCCUGUUAAUUUCAAAUGGUGAGUUGUUAAAUUUUACAUGACCACAAACCUUAAAAUUAGCAUAUAGAAAAUGGGAGAGUACAUACCAAUCCAAAUGACACGUUUCUGUAUAAAAAAAUCCAGCUGCUGUUCACAGCAUCCCUUCCACCUGCAGCGUGUUCUGCUGGUGGUAAGAGACCGUUGGCUCCAACCUGUAAUGACUAGACCAACUCCUAGCUCAGGUGAUCCUGACCUUUUCGGAUCCAUGGGCAUAUUUGGAAAUGUGAGAAACUGCUGUGGACACCACCAUAAAAUGCCCAGUGGUAAAUUGCUGCUUCAGUGUUUACGUGUAACUUCUAUGUAUCUUAGGCUGCAUCUUACUCAGCAAAAACACAUGUUUAUUUGAUAUGAGGAUGACUUUUUAAAAUAAGUGAUUAAUUAUUUCUGCUAAUUACUGGUGGUGAAAUAUCGCUAGUGCUUCUUUUAAACAGAUGUUUUAGCAAUGUCCAGUAGUUCCAUCUUUUUGUGGGGAGGUUAUUACAUGGAUACAUUUUAUACUGGAACAGCUUUUAAUAUUCAGUGAUGUACAUUCUCUUCCAAAUUAUUUACCUGCUCCAUAUAAAUCAACAAAUAUAAGGGUAAAUGAAUUCUCAAUGCCCAUUUGACAGUGAAAAGGCCAAUAGUAGAAGGAUUUAUUUAUUAUUUAUUUAGGAAGCUUCUAUGCCACCCCAUUUGCCGAAGCCUCGGGGCGGCUCACAAUAAUAAAUAAACACAAUAUAAAAACAAUAUAAUUUGAGUCGACCAGGCCAAUAAAUAAAUAAAUAAAUAAAUAAUACUAACAAUUAAAAUAACGUUUGAAUAAAAAGUGUUUGGUAAACACUCACCUGCUAUAAAGCAAUGGACGUGAAGUCCUUGCAAAACUUUCAGUAUAUGAAUGGAUAGAUAAAAAUUUCAAAUCGACACUUACUUGGAUAUUUGGUCUACUUUUGUUGAGGCCUCUGGUUAAAAUUGUAUGCAUACAAAUCAUACAAAUCCAUGUACAUAUAUUAAAAUAACAAAAAAUAAAAAUAGUUCUAGUUCCCAUGGGCCCCACAUUGUGGACCCUUGGAGGUGCCCAUGAAAACCAUGGCACACACAGGCACUGUGUUGAGGUCCCUGGCCUAUCCUAGUUUAUCUACAAAUGCCCAGCCCCAUAGUUCUUCAAAAAAUAUAUUUUUGCCAUUGGAAAUUUAGUAGUCUCUGCAGGAACAGCCUGGGAGUAAUGAAAAGUAUUUAGCAGUUCAGAAUCUAAAACAAUAUAGCAGAGUGUAAAAUAACAGUCAUCAUAAAUAUAGCUAGCUGACUUUGAUAUAAGAGUAAAGUUUUAAAAUAGUUUUUUUCUACGUUCUUUGAUAUUUUCUGAUGCACUGUUGUAAUAUUUUAUAUUAUGAUUAAAGUAUUAAUAAAUGAUGUAGUACAGCUGUCA
Varanus komodoensis (Komodo dragon) is the source of this 5754-nucleotide messenger RNA. It is a transcript of the gene ABCB10, whose product is annotated as ATP binding cassette subfamily B member 10. Gene Ontology annotation, biological process: transmembrane transport. Gene Ontology annotation, cellular component: membrane. Gene Ontology annotation, molecular function: ABC-type oligopeptide transporter activity; ATP binding; ATP hydrolysis activity. The transcript is spliced from 13 exons. NCBI's taxonomy places the organism in Eukaryota, Metazoa, Chordata, Lepidosauria, Squamata, Varanidae. Bases 71 to 2170 code for a protein of 699 amino acids. The record is from RefSeq and is a predicted model, not a curated record.